UUAGCAGGGUAGACAGAGUGAAAGGCAGUCAGAACGAAAAAGGGGAGUUAGAGUAUUGGGACCUUGCUUGCAAGCUAAACCACCGUGGGAGCAUUUUGUAAAAAGUUACCGAAAUAGUGCAUCGAGACAAACAGGACACAAUUCAACUUGAACAGUCGAUUUUCUUUGUAUUUGAUUCACCAUUGCAAGACUUUGUCGAACGAUAACGAAACACUCGCGGAUUUUUGCCUUGUUUAAAAAAAUAUAUAUAAAUCUAGUUCGUUAGGCUAAAUACGUUUUAUUUUACGUGCCAGCAAAUGCUUGUCUUUCAACAGUUGGACAUAUAUUUUUAUUCUGUUACACACCCCAUGAAGUCCAAUUCAUUGAUCCAGAAACGAUAAUAUUCAACAUGAGAGCUCAAAUAGAAGUAAUACCCUGCAAGAUCUGUGGGGACAAGUCCUCAGGAAUCCACUAUGGAGUUAUUACCUGUGAAGGCUGCAAGGGGUUCUUCCGCCGCAGCCAGCAGAACAAUGCCAUGUAUUCGUGUUCCCGCCAGAGGAACUGUCUUAUUGACCGAACCAACCGCAACCGCUGCCAACACUGCAGACUGCAGAAGUGUCUGGUGUUAGGCAUGAGCCGGGACGCGGUGAAGUUUGGCCGUAUGUCUAAGAAGCAGCGCGACAGCCUGUACGCUGAGGUCCAGAAGCACCAGAAGAACCAGGAGUGUCUGAACCAGGGUCUGUCACUGUCCAGGGAAGACGUGGCUGGGGGAGAAAGCAAGGGGGACAGGCACGGGGAUCUCAGUCGCUCCUACAGCAGCGGGGGCUCCAGCUCCACCCUGAGUGACCUGGAUGACAUCGCAGCGCUCCCCAAACUGUUUGACCUCCCCUUGACCCCACAGGAGGCCCACGAGUACUGCAGCCUGGAGCUGCAAGAAGACCACGGCGGAAGCACUGGGAACACCUCCAAUUCUUCAUCACCAUCAUCAUCCUCGCCCAUUUCGUCCAAUCAGAAUUCUCCCCAGCAAAAUCUACUGGAUGUCACCGACGCCAAUGGGAUCAAACACGAGUACCAGAUGUUGUCGCACACACACACGCUCCUGGCACACACACACGCCACACUGCUAGAGACACUGCCUGAUGACUGCACUCUUAUGGAUAUAGAGCGUAUCACCCAGAGUGUGGUCAAGUCCCACUUGGAGACGAGUCAGUACAGCUCUGACGACCUGAAGAGGCUGACAUACAAUCGGAUGCAGUACUCACCUGAGGAGACUCGCAACUUCCAGUGCGAGUCUGCAGAGUCUGUGUGGCAGCAAUGUGCCCACCACAUCACCAAUUCCAUCCAGUACGUGGUGGAGUUUGCCAAACGCAUUACAGGCUUCAUGGACCUGUGUCAGAAUGACCAGAUUAUUCUGCUCAAAGCAGGCUGUCUGGAGGUGCUGUUGAUUAGGAUGUGCAGGGCAUUUAACGCCACCACCAACACCAUGUUCUUUGAUGGCAAAUUUGCCUCCGCUCAGCUCUUCAAAGCCCUCGGUUGCGAUGACUUGGUCAGUGCCGUGUUUGACCUGGCUAAAGGGCUCUCCCGCCUGCAGCUGACCGAUGAGGAGAUGGCUCUGUUCAGCGCCGCUGUCCUUCUGUCCCCAGACCGACCAUGGUUAGCCGACAGCCAGAAGGUCCAGAAGCUACAGGCGAAGGUCUACCUGGCUCUGCAACACAGUCUGCACAUGAGCGGAGCUGCCGACGAGAAGCUAGACCAGAUGGUAUCCAAGCUGCCGAUAAUGAAGUCCAUCUGUAAUCUCCACAUCGACAAGCUGGAGUUCUUUCGUCUGGUCCACCCCGAGACCGCAUACAGCUUCCCACCACUCUACCGGGAAGUGUUUGGGAGUGAGAUCUCUCUCCCCGACUCUACAAACAACUCCUAGAGAGAAAGAUGGAGUGAAUGUGUUAGAGAGAAAUAAGUAUGGAGGUAGGGAAGUGAAAGGAGAGAAUGAAUAAGUGAGGGAUAUAAAUAGUGACCUCAGAAAUAACCAGCUGUUAACGAGACAAUCCAGGACUUAAAAUACUCAGUCUCCCAGCAUCCUGUUGUGUUAGUCCACCACUAUCCCAGCAGGCCAUACACCUUUCACUACAGACUUCACCUUCAUGGUCCUUUUGUACCGUAGCACUUUGGACAAACUAAUGGGCGAUAUGCAUAUUCUACAGUAUGCACAUAGAUCAUUUAGCAUUAGAACUAGAGGUCGACCGAUUAUGAUUUUUCAAUGCCGAU
Molecule: messenger RNA, 2244 nt
Organism: Salvelinus namaycush (lake trout)
Lineage: Eukaryota; Metazoa; Chordata; Actinopteri; Salmoniformes; Salmonidae
Product: nuclear receptor ROR-beta-like
Exons: 9
Coding region: 389-1900 (503 amino acids)
Biological process (GO): regulation of transcription by RNA polymerase II
Cellular component (GO): nucleus
Molecular function (GO): nuclear receptor activity; RNA polymerase II cis-regulatory region sequence-specific DNA binding; zinc ion binding
Source: RefSeq, a predicted model, not a curated record